Messenger RNA from Ruditapes philippinarum (Manila clam), 2053 nucleotides. Its product is annotated as extracellular matrix-binding protein ebh-like. The record is from RefSeq and is a predicted model, not a curated record. Gene Ontology annotation, molecular function: protein binding. The transcript is spliced from 2 exons. Bases 189 to 1970 code for a protein of 593 amino acids. Lineage: Eukaryota; Metazoa; Mollusca; Bivalvia; Venerida; Veneridae.
UAACUUUAGCAGUUUUAAGUUCAACUUUCAGUAGCGUAUGAUGAAAGAUUUUGUUCUUGAUGUUUCGAAUAGUAUAUAAAAUAAAGGAAAAGAAUAAAUAGUGACAUAUUAUUUUUGAUUUACUUUAGGCGAACACAGUUACUGAUUAAGUUACAUUUUACGAAAAGGGAAUAUAUGACAAAAUAAUAAUGAGUGAAAAUAACAAUUUGCAGUUGCAGCAAGAAAUCAAUCAAAACAUGACGAUAGCUUCAAGUCAACCGUUUGCGAUGUCCAAUGAGGAGCAAGCCUUCAACAUUCAACAACAAUUACGAGGAAAUUUCAACCGUAGCAACCGGAGACGGACGGGCCAGGAGAGGAUCGAACAACAAAGUAAUACUCGAGAAUGGGUCAAUAAGUCAAACGUUACCGGUAGCAUGGUGCAUAUAGAGGCGGUUGAACAAUCGAGACUAGCUAAGGACUGGGUCCACAAUGUCAGUCAGGAUGUUUUAAGUGCUACACAACGAAACAAUAGAGCGAGUUCUGAGAGUAUAGACACCAUUCGUGAAAAUAUCAAAAAUAGUCAGGAAUCAUUGAAAAAGCGAAGUUGUGAAAGUCUUACAAUUGAGCAAGCCUCUCUACAAAAAAGUAUUGGGUCGACCUCAGUGAAGAAAAAUGACAAAGCAAUAGACAGUGGUCGAUGUCGAGAAACUGAAAAUAGCAGCUUAAAUAGAAAUAGCGCAAAUAAUUUGACAAUAAGCGGUACAGGUGAAGGCAAGAUAAGCAAUAUAAAUCGUGAAAACUCAAUAGAAAAAAGUGGACAAUGUUGUAAUAUAAGAACUAACGAAAAUAACAAAGUAACAGAUGAUGAUAUCACUUCAGAAAACAACAAAAAUAAAGAAAAUGUUAAACCAACAUUAGACAAUGCUUCACCAAUAAAUAAAAGUAAUGUGACAAGUACAGAGAGCACGGACUCUUUAAAUGAAAGUACCUUUGACCUUUCACGUUCUUACAGGUCAUUGUCAAUGAAAGACCCGCAUAGUGCAGCUAUAGACUUAUCAAACAAUUGCCGACAGUUUUAUUUCAAUCACAUGAAAGCUGCUGAAGCUAUAAAACAGUCUGUGCGGUCGGCAAAACACACUCGAGCCAUAGAAAAAAUGGAAGGCAAGCCAAGUUCUCGAAUUGAUAAUGCAAUGGACAGGCUCCGAUCAGAAAUGGCUGACCUGAUGGAUCAAGAUUUGUCUCUAAUGUCGCAACUGUUAAAGUUGAACGAUAAGAUAGAAGAAGUGAAGACGCACGUGGCGUACAGACAACAACGAGAAUCUUUCACCAGUCAAAGCUCGUGCUACCUAAGCGGAAGUGAGAUGUCGGACUCAGAGUUUGAAGACAAUGAUGACAGCCGAUUUGAUUUAUCUAAAUCUGCUAAAGACUUCAAAUUACCCGCAAUAAGAUUACCGCAAGAAGCAGAGCCUCAGAAGGAGGUGGUAUUACGAAGACUGGAGCCGGCUGACAGUAGAAUCAUUGUCUACAAGAAGAAAAAGUCGCGAAAUGGGAAGCGCCGUACUAAAAAGAGCAUAUCUAGACCAGAAACUGACGAAGACUCGAUGGAAGAAAGUGGUGAAAGCGAAGAAGAUGACAACGAUUCUCUAUCGGGCACCGAAAGUACAUUAAGUCAUUCUAGUUCAACUAUUAAUGGUUCUGAUCAAAGUGGUGACAACGCUGACCAAACAUCAGAUGCACCUGAUAGCGGAAUUCAAAGUCCAAAGGCACCAGAAGAGCCACCUAAACCUAAGAAGGGUGGUAUUUCACAAAAUAGACGGUUCUUAAACUUUCAUAAGAAAAAUGGAAAUUUCUCAAAAUCUAUUUUGACUGGUUUAAAUGUUUUGACUAUGCAGGGGCACAAUGUACCGUUAGACAAGUAUUAUGUUCCCCAAGGACUUGUAUAUCUUAAACAAGAGAAAAGUGAAAAUGUUUUUUGCCAGUUCACAAAAUAAUAUGACGUGUAAUAUUUAAUAGUUAUGUUGUUGCAAUAGAAAAAAAUAUUGGUCAGUAUAUGACAAUAAAGGAAAGAAAAUAU